Prorocentrum cordatum is the source of this 918-nucleotide messenger RNA. Lineage: Eukaryota; Dinophyceae; Prorocentrales; Prorocentraceae. The record is from the annotation of a GenBank genome assembly.
AUGGCGCAGCAGGCUUCCAUCGAACAUUUGGAGGCCAAGCUCCGUGUCAACCUUACUCCAUCGCUCGCGGUGGUCAGGCGGCACCCGCGGUCCUUGCAGCCGCGGGCCUUGGAGCUGGCGCGGGUGCUGGCCGUUCCCGAUCUCGGCACACUGCGCGUGAACGCAUCGAGAAAGCUGAACGCCGGGUUCCGCAAGGCAUGCAGCCUCGCACCGCCCAGUGCUGGGAUGAGGUCCGUGCUCGCCUUCGGCUUGUGGGCCUACGGCGCUGGAGGUGCCCGACCAGAGAUGCGAAACGAGAAGCAAGAGGCCCUCCUGGACAUCAAGGAGGCCGAGUUGCAGGCCGCCAAGGAUGCCGAGCGUGCCGCCCUCAACGCCAAGGCGCCAGCCAAGGCGGGCGCGAAGGCGAAGGCGGAGGCGAAGGCGGAGGUGAAGCCCGCCGCCGCUGCCGAGAAGGCCGACGCCGCCACGAUGGCGGAGAUCGACGCCGCGCUGGCUGGGAGCGGCAAGGACGCCGCCGCGGCCAAGGCGGGCGCCGUGGAGCGGCUGACGGCCAUGGCGUCCCAGACACCCUUCGUGUUGCCCCGGCUCGAGAAGCUCGUGGCGCUGUUCAAGGACAGCAAGCUGGGGGGUCCAGCCAUCAAGGCGGCCAGCGCUAUCGUGGACGGCGUCAUGCCGAAGGGCCACGGCGUGGCGGCCGUGGCGGUGCCUGUGUUGCUCGCUGGCAUGGAGAGCAAGGAGUGGAAGAUCAAGGCCGGCUGCAUCGAGGUGAUGCUCCCGUGCAUCCGCCAGAUGGACGAGACCACCCCCGCGCAGUUGGCGCAGUGCUUGCCGCUGAUCGUGCCGCGGCUCGCCGAGUGCGCGCUGGAGGUGCGCGCGGAGGUGCGCACGGCGACGACCAGCGUGCUGCGAGACAUCGGA